AUGACGAGGGGAAUGAUCGCACUCACCCUCACGGGGUUAGACCAUCGCGAUGGAAGCCUUGUUGGCAGCACGGACGACGAACAUGCUCGCGUCGGAAACGGCAGUAGUGGCAGUGGCGGGACUGGUGGCACCCACGAUGACGGCGGCGACGACGACGACGGCGGCGGCAGCGGCGGUAGCGGCGACGGUGGCAGUUACGACGACGUCGACGAAGCUGAAGAACGCGGAGAACGCGACGAUUGUGGCGGCGGUGGUGGCGACCGCACCAUGAGCGACGACGACGUUAGCCCAGCCGCUACUGCCGCCGCCACCCUGAUCAGGCUGCUCUGCGCUAUAUCCAUUGCUCCGCCACCACCACCACCACCACUACCACCGCCACCAUCGUCAUCGUCACCGCCGCCGCCACCGCCGCCGCCGCCGCCGCCGCCGCCUCCUCUUCCCUCUUCCCAUAUCCCAAUUUAUCCGCACGGCGUGACCGAGGAAAUCUCGUCUCGCGCCGUGCCCGACUUUAGUUCACAGUCGAACGUCUCUCGGUACCGAGCGUCAUCGGUCACCAAGUGA
Messenger RNA from Atta colombica, 561 nucleotides. Its product is annotated as WAS/WASL-interacting protein family member 3. The transcript is spliced from 2 exons. Bases 1 to 561 code for a protein of 186 amino acids. The record is from RefSeq and is a predicted model, not a curated record. NCBI's taxonomy places the organism in Eukaryota, Metazoa, Arthropoda, Insecta, Hymenoptera, Formicidae.